GUCAUUUCCUCUUGCUUCACAGCCUGCUGACAGUGUCGGGUUUGAUAAAAAAAUAACAUCAAAGUGUGAAAAUCCCGGAGAUUUUUUUUGACAGGAUCAUCAGUGUGUGUUUGUCUGGAUCAUGCUGGAGGAUUCAAACACACACCAGCCCAUCGUCAGCGAAUGACAAACGCGCCCAGAUCAUCUGAAGCGGUCAUAAAUUGCUGGAGUGAGUGUGGCCCCGGCCCCGGGCCCUCCUGUUGAGAUCCUCUUCAUCACUUUAAGCGGUCGUCUGAGGAUGUGUCUGCUUUGUUUAUCAUUCACUGCUCUCCAUGCCUGUUUCAGGUAGGAAGUGUGUAGGGGACGUCACUGAGGAGUGAUGCCUGUUGAAAGUGGAAACAGCGCAGCCGCCCGUCAAGUCAAACAGAAGCGCAAGUCGCACAGUCUCUCCAUUAGGAGGACCAACAGCACCGAGCAGGACCGACCCGGCAUGCAGAGAGACAUGCUGGAGGGACAGGACUCCAAGUUGCCGAUGGCCUUAAGGAGUAACUUACUAGAUCUGUUUGGACAGAUUGAACGGGAGUUUGAAAAUCUCUACAUUGAAAACUUGGAAUUGCGAAGAGAGAUUGAAUCGCUAAACGAACGUUUGGCUGGAGAAGGACAGGCAGUCGAUGGCGGUGAUCUGAGCAAAGGAGCCUUGAAAACAAAAGCUAGUCACAGCACAAGUCAACUGUCCCAAAAGCUGAAGACGACAUACAAGGCCUCCACGAGCAAGAUUGUGUCCAGUUUCAAGGCCACCACAUCUCGUGCAGUUUGUCAGCUGGUUAAGGAGUAUGUGGGACACCGGGAUGGGAUAUGGGACCUGGCCGUGACUCGGGUUCAACCGCUGGUUUUAGGCACAGCUUCAGCAGAUCACUGUUCCAUGCUGUGGAGUAUUGAGACGGGGAAGUGCCUGUUGAAGUAUGCCGGCCACGCUGGAUCAGUCAACUCCAUUAAGUUUCACCCCACAGAGCAGAUGGCACUUACAGCGUCCGGGGACCAGACGGCUCACAUCUGGCGUUACAUGGUACAGCUGCCACUUCCCCAGCCCCCAGCAGACAUCAGCGCCUCGCUGGACGAUGACGUGGACUUCUCUGAUAAAGACGAGGCCGACGGGGAGGCAGAAGGGCCCAACGAAUGUCCCACUAUCCGUGUCGCAACGACGACCUUGAAGAGCCACCAGGGCGUGGUGAUCGCAGCGGAUUGGCUGGUGGGAGGGAAGCAGGUGGUCACUGCCUCCUGGGAUAGAGCCGCUAACCUCUACGAUGUAGAAACCUCUGAGCUGGUGCACACCCUCACAGGUCACGACCAAGAGUUGACCCACUGCUGUACUCAUCCCACCCAACGUCUGGUGGUGACUUCAUCCAGGGACACCACCUUCCGCCUGUGGGACUUCAGAGAUCCCUCCAUCCACUCUGUGAACGUCUUCCAAGGCCACACCGACACUGUGACAUCAGCCGUGUUCACCGUGGGGGACAACGUGGUGUCUGGAAGUGACGAUCGCACCGUCAAGGUGUGGGACCUGAAGAACAUGAGAUCUCCGAUUGCUACCAUUCGCACAGACUCAGCCGUUAAUAGGAUAAGUGUCUCUGCCAACCAAAGAAUCAUCGCUCUGCCACAUGACAACCGGCAGGUCAGACUGUUUGACAUGAAUGGGGUCCGUCUGGCCCGUCUCCCACGGAGCAACAGACAGGGCCAUCGACGCAUGGUGUGCUGCUCCGCCUGGAACGAGGAAAACCAAGCCUGUAACCUGUUCACCUGUGGCUUCGACCGCCAGGCCAUCGGCUGGAACAUCAACAUCCCGGCCCUGCUGCAGGAGAAGUGACACGCUCACACACACGCGUUUCACACAUCACUGAAUCCUCCAACACGUUCUUCAGUGCAUCACCUUCAGUAGAUUUUACUCAAGAACACAUUCACGUUGCGUGCGAAACUAUUCAGUGCUUCACCCCAGUUGGCGUCUACGGUCACUGUCCCGCGGUCAUCAUCCCGUCAUGCCUUGGUCGUGUGAGGAACUCGUGUAUUUAAUGGAUAUUCUGCAUAUCUAUCCCCGCGCUGGUCAUAUAGUAUGGUGAAGUUCCUCGCAGUCUCGUUACCCUGUUUUUACGUGUUUGCAUGAUGCGACUCGUGAAUCCUGCGAGACCAGGACAUUCCUUCACGCUGUUACAUUUAAGUCAUUUUUCACUAUUUUUGUUGUGCAAUGUUCAGUUUGUUUCUUUGUACAGAUGACUUUUUAUUUUUUUUCGACAGCAUUUUAGAUUUCGUUUUGUAUAAAUUUCUGCUUUGCUUUUUAUAGAGAUGAAAUGUGCGAAAGAAACAGAGCACUGCCUUUGUGAACGGGAAUCGGCAAACGCAUUUACGGAUCCGCACCUUCUUGAAUUUCUGAUUGGAACCGCCGUUCAAGCGGCCAAUCAGCUUCUUUCAGUGUUGCCGCAGCCCAUUUGCAUGACAAACCCACCUCUGUCAAAUAUGUGAAGCAAAAUGCUGUAUAAUUGCUGUGUAAUCUCAUUCACCCUAUUGAAAACUUAAAGAAGCUGAGACUUUGUAAGUAUCGUGACUGUGUAUGAAGCCCUACGAUUGAUGUUCACUUCCCUUCCGAGGGCUUUCAUGUCGUGUAGAAGUAAAUAUUUGAAUCAAUACAUCUGAAUUCAGAACAAGUGCA
Messenger RNA from Rhinichthys klamathensis goyatoka, 2680 nucleotides. It is a transcript of the gene wdr37, whose product is annotated as WD repeat domain 37. The coding region runs from base 359 to 1843 and encodes 494 amino acids. Gene Ontology annotation, molecular function: protein binding. The transcript has 15 exons. The record is from RefSeq and is a predicted model, not a curated record. Gene Ontology annotation, cellular component: preribosome, large subunit precursor. NCBI's taxonomy places the organism in Eukaryota, Metazoa, Chordata, Actinopteri, Cypriniformes, Leuciscidae.